Frankliniella occidentalis (western flower thrips) is the source of this 2391-nucleotide messenger RNA. Its product is annotated as transmembrane protein 185A. The transcript has 6 exons. NCBI's taxonomy places the organism in Eukaryota, Metazoa, Arthropoda, Insecta, Thysanoptera, Thripidae. The coding region runs from base 215 to 1285 and encodes 356 amino acids. The record is from RefSeq and is a predicted model, not a curated record.
GUGUCACCUACAGCAGAAUGACAUUCACAUUCGCAUCGUCGUAACCAACCGUGGAUCAAAUCAAGGAAGUUUUCUGUUUAUCUGUUUACAUUUCAUUGUAUAUAGAAUAUUUAAAAUUCUGUUCAGUGGUGUAGAUUCCACAACAUCUUGAAAUGUUCCGGGAUAUCGGCUGAUAAAAAGACGGACAGUAUAAGCCAACAGAAAUUUAUUAAAAAUGAAUCUUCAAACUCUAUUUCAAGACUUCAAUCCGAGUAAAUUCUUGGUGCACACAUGCCUUAUGAUAUUUACUGCAUUAUUUGCAUUAAGACUUGAUAACACCAUCAAUUGGAGUUAUUGGACAGUGUUUGCUCCAAUAUGGUUUUGGAAGUUUAUGGUUGUUGCUGGAGCAACAGUAGGAAGUUACGUUUGGUCAAGAUAUCCUUUGUCCCGCUUAGAGGGGGAGGCAUAUGUCCACUACAAGGCAAUGCUCAUCAGCUUAGCCUUGCACUUGGUUCUAAUGAUGUUUGAACUUCUGGUUUGCGACAAACUAGAAACCGAUCGCCACCUCUGGAUCCUUGUAUUCAUUCCUUUGAUCUUUAUAUCUAUUGUCUCAAUUGCUGUCUGCAUUUGGGCAGCAAAGCAUGAUCGUUCUUUUGAGUUGGAGCUUUUUUGUGCAGUUAAUAUUCUCCAGUUCAUAUUUCUUGCCCUCCGCCUGGAUGGAUUUAUUUCCUGGAGUUGGGAGGUGGUUUUUGUACCUCUCUGGAUUGUCAUGUGUUUGUCACUUGUUGGUGUGUUGUACUCUAUUAUUUUUGCAAGUAUUUUGCUCCGCACACCAGAGGUCAAUGCUCAGCAACGGCGCUCUUCCUUUAAUUCUGCUCUCAGUUACACCUGUUUAGUGUUGCCUAUCCUAAUAUUUCAAGUGCUGCUUACAAAUAAAUUGGAUGAAGAUAUCUCUAUAAGCUUCUUGGCAGUUGUGUCACCACUCUUUAUCACUUUUAUUACUCUCAUUCUUAUGUCAUUUGGGUCCAAAGGUGGAAACAAAUGGUGGUUUGGAAUUCGAAAGGAUUUCUGUGUAUUUCUCCUUGGUCUCUGCCCUUUUCUUCAAGAAUAUGCUAAUAUUGCAUAUAAUUCUCAUCAUGUUGAUGAUAGGGAUCGUACCGGUGGAGGAGGAGAUUCCUCUGCUACAACGCCAGCUCCAACUCCUCCUGCAUAUGAACUCAGAGAUAAGGCACAAAAAAGGACAAACAAAAGAAACGACUUAUUGAAACCAGUUGUGCCAUUUAUCUCAAUAGAUAUGCCUGAUUGAUCAGUUGAUUAACUAAUGUUAACCACUCAAUCAUCCAUGUUUGUUGUCCUUUUUCCUUUCCAAAUUUUGUAAAUGUAAUGUUAAAGUACAAUUUUGGUACUUGUGCCAAUUGUGAUUGCAUGCUGAUUAUAGCGUAGGCAUGAAAUUUAUGUGAUAUGUAAACCAUUUGUUUGAUGGUUCCUUUUUAGCAGCCCUUAUACAGAAUCUAAUCUUAUUUAAGUUCAAGUGGAUUUUUCUCUGGUCUAGAAUGACAUUUGACAUUUAUGAAAUGCGGGUUUAAAGCUACCAACUUGGCACUGACACUUAAAGAAUUUAAAUAGAACUCUGAGGUGUAUAAUGAAGUCUUGGAAAAGGGCCUUUUCUCAAGAUGAUGCUAAAUGACUUCCUAGUGAGAUAUAGAUUUAUUUAUGAAACACUCAUCUAACUAGAUCAUAAGACAUUUUUAAUUCUUUCAACAGGCUAUGUUUAUUGAAACCUUUAUUUUUAGAUUUUAGCGUUGUUACUUGAAACCUAUGCCUAUGCGUAGGAUACCAAUGACUUUACUUCUAUGAUUUCUAGGGUACCAUGAUUUGCCUUAAUGUACAAAUGAACUAGAUUGGUUUUAGGGAAUUUCAGUAAAAUGUUAUCACCUUGAUUAUUUUCUUCUUCUUUGCUGCUGCUCGAUGGAAGAGCGUCAGCCAAGGCCUGUGUUCUUGUCAUGCACAAAUUUUAAAAUCUAAUUUUGUUGUAUCCCUACUCAAACGAGUUGGGUAAUUUUAUUUGGAACCAAUAACAUUAAUGUUUCUAAGAGGCAUGACAUAUUUUUGUGUGUUUUAGGGGAUAGCCUCAAACUCUAUUGUGAAAACGGAUGCAACAUCCAAUUGAAGACUGCUUAAAGUACAUCUCAUGAUAGUAGGUUUAUAAAAAUCAAUCAAUUUAAUAUAGACCAACUUAUAGAUUAUUAUGAAAGAUGUUUUACUUCCUUGGUUGAUUGCAUGUUAAAAAUUUGUGUGUUCUGUUGACGUUGCUGUGUGUACUUGCCUUAAUUGUUAUCAGAUUUAAUUUUAUUGUCUUAAGAAUCUUGUCAACAUUAACUGAGUAUUAAAAAAUGAUGGUAUUCUCCUGUC